ACGGACAAAGAGAGAGAGAUAGAGCGUGCGUGCUCUAGAGAAGAAAAACUCAAUACUAUUUUCCUUUCCAUUUUUUCACAAAACGACUGUGCUUUAACGUUUGACUCAUCUCCUUCGCUUCGAAGCAAAAUCGUUACCAUCAUAUAAUAAUUUCCCAAAUUGAAAUUAUCUCAAUUCCAAUUUCAAUUUCAAAAUCACUCUCUCUCUCGCACUUCAUCUUUCAGCUUCUGCUUCUUCGCUUUCAAGGUAUAGAUGCUUGGAAAAGGUGUUUCGAGAGAACAUUUUCGGCCCCGAACAUGUUCUUCGGGGAAGAAUGCAUCCAAAACCGGUCAGGCGAAAGGGGAUUUAGAGAAUAUUGUUUUCAUUGACUUAGAUAGUGAUCACUUUGACGAUGUAGAAAUCAUAGGGUCCAGUGGGCCAAGUAAAGAUAGAACAUCGACACCUCAGAGUGUUAUCAGCAUUGACGAUGAUGAUGAUGAUGACAGUGAUGAUGAUGAUGAUGACGACGAUGAUGAAAGUGGUGAUGUGGAUCAGUCUGGAAUUGAUGUUGAUGGUGUUGGAGAGUUGGAUAGCGAUGCCUCUUCAAACAAAAGGUUUUCUAUGCCCUCAAGUUCCGCGCGGAAAUCUAUAUACGUAGAUGUUGAUGACUGUGAUGUCUAUGAAAAUGGUUCUGUUUCGAAGAGGCAAAAAAGUAAUAAAGCUUCUGCUUCUAACGUGUGGAAGAAAGUAUUCUCUCCAAACGCUAAAGAAAGAAAUCGUUAUGGUUUAUAUGGGUCUGAAAGUGACUCAUCUGAUAGUGAUUGUUCUGAUUGUGAGGUCAUAAAACGUGAACAGUGGGAAGAGGAUACCGCAAUGAAAAAGGGCCGUGUGUUUAAUGAGCAUGUCAGUUCUUCUGGUUUACAUACAAAUAAUUACAAUAACAGAGAAGUGGAAAAUAGGUCUGAAAAGCAUGGGAAAGGUCCUUUAUAUGGUCCUAGUUGUAGUAAGGAGAAUCAAUCUUCCUUCACUGGUAAGGAUGAUAUUCGGAAUGGAGAAAGGACAACUAAGAAAAAGGUUAAUCCCUGCCCCAAGUCAAAAAACUGUAAUUUCUGUAACGAUGGUAUUGGUUCUUCAAAGUCCAGGAAUGAACUGGGUGAUGACGAGUCUACAUUUAAGGAUGAUAUUCAGCAUGGAGAAAAAGUUUCUGCCUGCCCCAACUCUGAAAACUCUAAUUUCUGUAACGGUGUUGCUGGUUCUUCAAGUUUGAAGAAAGGAGUAGGUGAUAAAGAGUCUAAAUUUAUGAGCUCCAACCAAGGUGCACAUGACAUGCAAGUUGACGAUGAUGAAUCUCCAUUGAAUGCACAUGACAGACAAGUUGACAACGAAGAAUCUCCGUUGAGGAGUAAAGAUGACAAUAUUUCUGAAGAGAAUUCUAAUGGUGCCUCUUUUGAUGAAAGGCAUAUUAAUGGUCAUGAGCUUGCUUUAAAUACUCAAGAUGCUGAUCUUACCGCUUCAAAUGAGAAAAAUAUAAUUAAUCAAAAAGAAAAGCAUAAGCAAACUGAUUUAUACAAAAAAGCAAUGGAAGAGGAAUUGGCAUCCAGACAGAGACAAUUGCAAAUUCAGGCAGAGGAAGCACAAAAAAUGCGCAAAAGAAAAAAGGCUGAGAAUAGCCGAUUGCUGGACAUUGAAAGAAGGUCAAAAGAACGCCUUGAAGAAGUGAGAGAGACACUAAAGAAGGACAAAGAAUUAAUGAACACGAAAGAUGAACUGCGGGUCGAAAUAAAGAAGAAGCUCAAUCAUUUGGAGAAUCGAUGCAUAGAUAUGACCUCACUGCUUCGUGGCUUAGGAGUAAAUGUGGGGGCAAGUCUCAGACAACCUACGCAAAAGGAGGUGCAUACUGCCUAUAAACAUGCUAUGCUUAAGUUCCAUCCAGAUCGUGCAUCAAAAACUGACAUUCGCGAGCAGGUUGAGGCUGAGGAGACGUGCAAGCUCAUCUCACGCAUGAAGGAGAAGUUUUGUUCAACUUCAUGGCGCUAGAUAAAUUAUAUAGUCGGAAUGGAUAUGGGUUGUUUUUUAUUUCUUUAUUUUUACUGAAGCGCCUAUGCUUCAUUUUAUUUUUGUAUUAUUUUAAUUGAUUUAGUCUUGCUUGCCUAGCUUCCCCCAAAUUUAAUGGCUGGAUAAUAGGUUAAAGAACAAGAACAUGUAAAGGUUAUAACUUAGGAAAUGCCAAAUUUUGAAGAUGGGCUGUAAAAUUCAUCCAUUUCGUGUAUUUGGUAGUACAUGUUAGUGUCAUAUGAAAAAACUAGGGGCUAGUAAAAGGGUUUGAAAAAACUUGGUAGUACAUGUUAUUGUCUUGUUAACGCUA
Messenger RNA from Medicago truncatula (barrel medic), 2344 nucleotides. Its product is annotated as protein PFC0760c. The record is from RefSeq and is a predicted model, not a curated record. The coding region runs from base 253 to 2016 and encodes 587 amino acids. Lineage: Eukaryota; Viridiplantae; Streptophyta; Magnoliopsida; Fabales; Fabaceae. The transcript is spliced from 5 exons.